AGUGUGUGAGUGAGUGUGUGUGUGAGUGUGUGUGUGAGUGUGUGAGUGUGUGUGUGUGUGUGCGUGUGUGUGUGCGUGUUUGAGAGAGUGUCCCUGUCAUUCCCUUGUUUGUGAGGCAUCCUCUCUCCUGUCUUAUCUCUCUCCUGUCUUCCCUCAGGUACAGUCCGCGCGCUCUGAGGGGCCAAGGCGUGAAAACCAACAUCCUGGACGUGGGGUGAGGUCACGCAAAGACCAGCACAAACCACCAGUAAAGGAGGCAACAAAGGCUGGGGAGAGACAGCGAGAGGGAGAGAAGACGGGCAGAUCGAGCAUCAGAUGUGCCAAGGAGGAUGGCUUGCAGUAGAGUGUCUCAUUUGCUGUUCCUGGGCCUGUCGUUGUUUCACCUUAACCAUGGCCUGGACUGCCCUCCAAUCGUGGACAACAUCGUAGGAAUUCUGGACGAAAACUUUGUUCACUUAUUCCCAAAGGAUUACACGGUCCAACUUCAGGUUGAUCCCAAUGAUCUCACGAAUUCCUCUCUCUGUAUAUGGACCACACUCUCCUUACUGAAGGGAGACUGGCUGGUUCUCCUGCAGCAGCUCUGGCCCGAUCAAGAGAAUUUUGACAAAACCAACUGGAUCAUCAGAGGGUUAAAGCAGCUUAAUGUGUCAACAGUGGAGGGAGCAUCAGAAAAGGGAGCGCAGGGGCUGCGUCCAGAGGCCGGAAGUGGGAGGAAGCUGGUGGCCUUACUGGUCAGCCUGACUGUGGAGGCUCUGGGAAUAAUACAGAAAUCCAACUGUAGCCCCUGCGGAGACGCUGACCGCUGGGCUGGGACUGAUCGGACUCCCUCCACACUGACCUCCAUCCACAAGCCCCUAGUCGGGGCUGCAGGGCAGAAAAUCAAACUGGACAUGGUCCCUCCCUCCAGGAAGCAGACCCUCGCCCAGCGGCCAGACUGUGAGCAGUUGCUGAGGGUGCUGGGGACCAGCUUGAAGCAGACGGACCCUCCCCUCUCACUGGGGACCCUGGCCAAACUGUGCCGGCAGGUCGGAGUGCACCCGCGCCAGAGGAUGGCACUGGUCCAGGAUCCAAGCCCCACCCACAAAGAACUCAGCACUGUUUGACUGGGGGAGGCAGUGCACAUCAGGCCUGAGGGACGUCUUCGCUGCUCAAAUUUCUCUCCUUAACCCCUCACCCUAUCGUCGUGACCCCUCUCCAGACCAAAACCCCCCUCCCCUCUCCUUCCCCCCAUUCAGUUCCCUCUUCUCUCCCCACCAC
Messenger RNA from Carcharodon carcharias (great white shark), 1257 nucleotides. RefSeq lists its product as uncharacterized. The coding region runs from base 330 to 1103 and encodes 257 amino acids. The record is from RefSeq and is a predicted model, not a curated record. The transcript is spliced from 7 exons. Lineage: Eukaryota; Metazoa; Chordata; Chondrichthyes; Lamniformes; Lamnidae.